Molecule: messenger RNA, 3435 nt
Organism: Penicillium daleae
Lineage: Eukaryota; Fungi; Ascomycota; Eurotiomycetes; Eurotiales; Aspergillaceae
Exons: 5
Coding region: 1-3435 (1144 amino acids)
Biological process (GO): lipid metabolic process
Molecular function (GO): protein binding; ADP binding
Source: RefSeq, a predicted model, not a curated record
AUGAACGACAACAUCAGACCUAACCCUCUCGACACAAAUGGUCUGUGUCUCUUAUCCCUCGACGGUGGAGGAGUUAGAGGACUAUCAACCCUCUACAUCCUGCGGGAUAUCAUGCUCCAGCUGAGCCUCGAGCGCGGGUCCCAGACUAUCCUAAAACCCUGCGAUGUAUUUGAUCUAAUCGGAGGUACCAGCACAGGAGGACUAAUUGCAAUAAUGCUCGGGCGAUUGGAGAUGAGCAUCGACGGAUGUAUACUAGCAUACACCCAACUUAUCAACUCUGUUUUUGGCGAAAAGGUGAACAGCAUCCCAGUGGACUGGUCAGGAAAUAUUCGGCCCCAAUACGACAGCCGGAAGCUCAAGGCAGCCAUUGAAAAUGUCAUUGAAGAAGCUGGUGCAGCACCUAAUGACCUACUGGACGAUGGUGCUCAUCGCAAUUGUCGAGUCUUUGUCUGUACCACAGCCAAGGAUACUCUCCAGAUUACUCGGCUACGAAGCUACCCCGUGCUGAACGAGGAUACUUUGCCAGCGACAAUCUGCGAGGCAGCCCUUGCUACCUCCGCAGCAACCGGGUAUUUCGAGUGCGCGACAAUCGGAAAUCGGCAAUUCGUGGAUGGUGCCUUCGGCGCCAACAACCCCGUAGAAGAAGUCGAGGAAGAAGCAGCUGAUAUCUGGUGUACAACUAACCGCGACAUCAAGCCUCUGGUCAAAUGCUUCCUGUCCGUUGGCACCGGGUGUCCUCAGAAAAUGCCCAUUGACGACAACAUGAUCAAGUUUCUAUCGAAGACACUUGUCAGAAUGGCUACGAAGCCGGAAAGUACGGAACGGCGAUUUAUGGCUCGGUGGAGUAAUGAACUCAGACGGAAGCGUAUCUUUCGAUUCAAUGUUGAUCAGGGUCUUCAGGGUGUUCAUAUGACUGAGUUUGAGAAGCGGAGUUUGAUAGAGUCCGCAACGCAUGACUAUUUGCACCAUGCGACUCAGAAAGAUCGGAUUCGAGAAUGCGUUCUCAAUUUGGCUGGUAAAGAGGGGAAAACGGACCUAGACUUCGAUAUGACCAUGCGGGAACACGAAGCCCGAGCCUUCAGAAUACAAUUCCUUAAAAACACGCACUCCGGAAUUGAUCCAUUGCUAGCAGAAGGAUCUCCGUGCUGGGUAGUCCCCUUCGAGCGAAACUCUAGAUUUGUCGACCGGGAACUCCUCGGAAAAGUCAAACGAAGUCUAUUCUCUCAUAAUCAUCCCGGGAUAAUUGGCAUCUUCGGCCUUGGAGGCGUUGGUAAAACCCAGAUUGCUCUGGAGCUGGCAUAUCAAACAAAAGAGAUGUAUCCUGAUUGUACCGUUAUCUGGCUUCCAGCGGUCGACAUGGAAAGUCUCACCCAAGCUUAUCUGGAGAUUUCUCGUCAGCUGGGAAUUGGCCAGUUUGACACCGACAAAGAGGACGUGAAAAGAAUUGUCCAAAAGCAUCUAAGUCAGCCACAGAGUGACCGAUGGCUGAUGAUCAUUGACAACGCUGAUGACAUCGAUAUGUGGAGCGAUGGUGUCCCUGAUUGUACUACUUCUGGCCUUCGAAGCUUCCUACCCAAGAGCGAUCAAGGGACUAUCCUCUUUACUACGAGAAGUACACGGGUCGCUCAGUAUCUCGCUCCAAGAAACAUGAUUGAGAUUCCAGAGAUGGACGAGCAAAAAGCUUUAAAAGUUCUACGCAAUUCCCUUUUCAACAAGAACCAUCUCGAAGAUGACCACGGCGCGCGCAGACUUCUUGAACGGCUGACCUUCCUACCAUUAGCGAUUGUCCAAGCGGCUUCAUUCAUAAACGAAAACCAAACAGAUAUUGCAAGCUACGUCAGGCUACUCGACGGACAAGGGGAGGACGCCAUUAAUCUUCUGAGCGAGGAAUUUGAGGACGAGGGCCGGUAUAGAAGUACUCGCAAUCCAGUCGCCACUACCUGGCUCACCUCCUUUACGCAAAUACGAAAGACCAACCCACUUGCUGCUGACUGUCUGGCGUUUAUGUCAUGUGUGAAUGCAAAGGACAUUCCUACCUGUCUUCUGCCUGUAUCAGAAGGUAUUGAACGAGAGAAAGCCAUCGGGGUUCUCAGUUCCUAUUCGUUCGUCCGUACGUCACAAGCUGGUACACGGCUCGAUAUGCAUCGACUGGUGCAUCUCGCAACCAAGAAUUGGCUUCGAUCGGUAGACUCACCACAGAACUGGCAGGCGCUUUCCCUCAAAGUUGUAGCUCGCCAAUUUCCAUUUGCCGAUACUAUCCACCGAAGCGAUUGGCGUGCUGCAGUACCUCACGCUCUCCAAGUCCUGCUGUUAACACCGGAUGAAGUUUAUACUGCGGAUAGAGCUCACUUGAUGCAUGUGGUUGGUUCCUGUCACGCCCUGGAUGGAAGAUACCGGGAAGCCGAAAAGAUGUUUUUGCAUUCAGGGGAAAUAUCCGAGAGGCUAUUUGGUGCGGCCGACUGUCGCACCCUCAGGAUUCGCAGUUCCUUAGCAUACACGUAUCAGGCGAUGGACCACCUGGGGAAAUCGAUCAAGAUAUUCGAGGACGUUUUAGAACAGCACAAAAACGUUUCAGGUCUCGAUAACCAAGACGCAGUGGAUGUCAUGAGCAAAUUAACCAGCUCAUAUCGACUAUCUGGAAACCUGCAAGGCGCAGAAGAACUCUGUGACAAAGUUGUGAGAUAUAAUCUCGAGACAAUGGGCCCUGAAUCUCAAAGCACCCUGGAUGCAAUCUUCAACAUGACCUUGAUCUAUUACGCCCAGGGCCGACUUUCCGAUGCAGAGAAACUGGCACAGCAGUCCUUGACCAUAAUGAAAAGGCUUCUUGGACUAGACCAUCCACACACAAUCUCUGCCACGACAAGUCUGGCGGACAUAUACAUGGAGAGCUGGAGACUCAAAGAGGCCGAGGCAUUAUAUUUAGAUGGUCUGGAGAGAGGUCGGCGGGUCAAUGGGCCAGAUCAUCCAAGCACAACACGCGAUCUUUACCAGCUGGCCUGGCUGGCAAAACUACAAGGAAGACAUGCCGAAGCUAUUUCUUUGAUGAGAGAGUGUUCUGAACUGAACGCGCGCGUGUUGGGCACAGAUCAUUACCAAACCGUUCAGACUUUUCAGACCCUCGAAAGCUGGACGACCACGAAAAAUCUUUCUGUGCGUUUCAGAUCUCGAUUUAGCACGAUGGAACGGUCGGCAAUGAUGCUCCAAAGACGGAAGCAUUAUCCUCGGGUGAAGGUCCUAGGUGGUCUGUAUACAGUCCGGCGGGAGCCAAAGGACAAUUCGCUUGUUCGCGAGGUUGUCAGGGCUGUCAAGGAUAUGCCUGUGAGCAAGCACGUAUCGAGUGAUGAGGUUACCAGGUGGAAAGCAGACAAGAAAAGAGUGGAUUCAAGGAAAAGUGGGCACGUCCCCCAGGUUACAGCACCGCCCUGCACUCAGUGA